AUGGCUGAUCAACGUCCUUUGAGAGAAACAAAUACACCUCAUGGAGAUUCAAUAAGAAAUCAUCAACAUACUUCAGUAGGCAUGAUAGUUUUAAUUCAUCAAAACAAUAUUCUACGAGAAGAAAAUACUGCGUUACGUCAACAGUUGGAAGCAUUACAGUUACAAAUAAGCCAACAAGAAACAUCUUUUGCUCAACAAUUGGAAAACACUCUUUCCACUUUGUCAAAUACAAAUAAUAACUUAAUGGCUGAAGUAAAUGAUUUGAAAGAAGAAAACGAUAAUUUGAAAGAAGAAAUCAGCAAUUUGAAAGAAGAAAACAAAUAUUUAAAAGAAGAAAAACGUUAA
Rotaria sp. Silwood2 is the source of this 345-nucleotide messenger RNA. Lineage: Eukaryota; Metazoa; Rotifera; Eurotatoria; Philodinida; Philodinidae. The record is from the annotation of a GenBank genome assembly.